Lytechinus variegatus (green sea urchin) is the source of this 3841-nucleotide messenger RNA. RefSeq names its product urocanate hydratase-like (gene uroc1). The transcript has 18 exons. The record is from RefSeq and is a predicted model, not a curated record. Gene Ontology annotation, molecular function: urocanate hydratase activity. Gene Ontology annotation, biological process: L-histidine catabolic process. NCBI's taxonomy places the organism in Eukaryota, Metazoa, Echinodermata, Echinoidea, Temnopleuroida, Toxopneustidae. Bases 214 to 2247 code for a protein of 677 amino acids.
GCGCCAUCUCCUCAUCGUAAACAACGCAACAGGUGUCUUUCAGUUUCUUCCUUCUGUACUCGUCUUUUGUCAUAUGUAGGCAAUUUACACGUCGACACCUCAACAUAUAGUGAAAUUGGGAACCCCGAAUUGUUUCGCCAGUUUAAUCAAUGGAACCACAUUUUUUCUAGACCUGGAUUUGAUCUGGUAUUGAACUCUAUAAACAUCGAGAAUAUGGGCAGCUUGAAAGAGCUUUGUGACGGACUGCCAUUAGAUCCACUCCCACAGCCGCGCCCCCGUGACGAAAGCGUUGCUCACGCUCCAGUGCGUAACACGGAACUCAAUGCUUCCGAAACCAGGCUUGCCCUUCAGAAUGCUCUUCGAUAUUUCCCUGCUUCUCUUCAUGAGACAUUGGCUCCAGAGUUUGCUGCUGAGCUGAGGAACUAUGGUCAUAUCUACAUGUACAGGUUUUUACCUCAGUUGGAGAUGAGAGCUUACCCAAUUGAUGAGUAUCCUGCCAAUACACGUCAAGCUGCUGCUAUUAUGCUGAUGAUCAUGAACAACCUAGACCCAAGAGUUGCUCAGUUUCCCCAUGAAUUGGUGACAUAUGGAGGUAAUGGUCAAGUGUUCUCCAAUUGGGCCCAGUUCUGGUUGGUGAUGUACUACUUAUCUCAGAUGAGUGAGGAGCAGACUUUAGUCAUGUAUUCAGGCCAUCCUUCAGGUCUCUUUCCAAGUCAUAGGGAAGCACCAAGAGUUGUUGUAACCAAUGGCAUGAUGGUACCCAAUUAUUCAUCCAGAGAAAAUUACAACAGACUUUUUGCAAUGGGAGUGUCUAUGUAUGGACAGAUGACAGCAGGAAGCUACAGUUAUAUUGGACCACAAGGAAUUGUCCAUGGGACGACGUUGACAGUCCUGAAUGCUGGUCGUAACCAUAUUGGUUCAAGUGAUCUGAGAGGACGUGUAUUUGUUACCUCUGGUCUAGGAGGUAUGAGUGGUGCCCAGGCCAAAGCAGCGGUCAUCUGUGGGUGUGUAGGUGUUGUAGCAGAGGUCAGCAAGGAAGCCCUUAUGAAGAGAUACAAUCAGGGAUGGGUAAUGCAGGUCAUUGAUGAUGUUGAUGCACUAGUACAGCGUAUAAGGCAAGCACGGAAUGCGCAGGAAGCAAUCAGUAUUGGUUACCAUGGAAAUAUUGUUGAUGUUUGGGAGAGACUUGUGGUAGAGUAUGAAUCUACUGGGGAACUCUUGGCUGAUCUUGGUUCUGAUCAAACAUCCUGUCAUAACCCGUUCAAUGGAGGUUAUUAUCCAGUACAAAUAACCUUUGACGAAGCAAAUGAUAUGAUGGUCAGUGAUCCACUUAGAUUUAAGAACUUGGUCCAGGAAAGUUUGCGAAGGCAGAUCUCAGCCAUCAAUAAGUUAUCAUCAGUGGGAUUGUAUUUCUUUGACUAUGGCAAUGCUUUUCUCUUAGAAUCAAGUCGAGCUGGAGCUGAUAUGCAGGGUGAAACAGAAGGAGCUUGUGCAGGCAACAGAUUCAAAUAUCCAUCAUAUGUUCAAGAUAUCAUGGGUGAUAUCUUCUCACUUGGGUUUGGUCCAUUUCGAUGGGUAUGUUCAUCUGGUGAUCCUAAUGAUCUAGCCAUGACUGAUGAGAUAGCUGCUACUGUCCUGGAAGAUUUCAUCAAUAGGGGAGUACCUGAAUCCACUGAACAGCAAUAUGAAGACAACAUUCGUUGGAUAAAAGAAGCAGAGAAGCAUAAAAUGGUUGUAGGCUCUCAAGCUAGGAUCUUGUAUUCAGACCAACAAGGGCGUAUUGCCAUAGCUCUUGCAUUCAACGAGGCAGUUCGUCAAGGCAAGCUAAAAGGACCAGUAAUCCUAAGCAGGGACCAUCAUGAUGUUAGUGGGACAGAUAGCCCAUUCAGAGAGACUUCUAAUAUCUAUGAUGGAUCAGCAUUUUGUGCAGACAUGGCCAUCCAGAAUGUGAUUGGUGAUUCCUUCCGUGGGGCCACCUGGGUUGCAAUACACAAUGGUGGAGGUGUUGGCUGGGGUGAAGUGAUUAAUGGAGGGUUUGGAAUGGUUUUAGAUGGGACCAAUGAGGCUGAUAGGAGAGCUAAGAAGAUGCUAGGUUGGGAUGUGUCCAAUGGGGUGACCAGGAGGAGUUGGGCUGGUAACAAUAAGGCUAAGGAAACCAUCUGUAGAGCUAUGGAAGAUGAUCCAAAUCUCAAGGUUACUAUCCCACAUGAGGUCCAGGACCCAGGACUCUUAGACCGUGUUCUUUAGGAAUAGAAGAUUAGAUGCUGUCUAUGUCGCUGGAACUCAACCUCUUAGCAAUUCACUGGUUAUGGUUUCUAUUCCCAUUUAGUGACCUUAUAUGUAUGAUACUUCUGAAUUUCUGAUAUGGCAUCUUGACAUUCUGUGUCCAAGAGGUUUUUUUUUGGGGGGGAGAUGGUUUGAUGAAAAGACUCUUCAGAACUGAGCAAAACUUAUCAUAUGUGUGUGUUGGUUUUUGUAUUGUUUUAUUUCUCUUCAAGACUUGUUUCAUUCCAAUAUUUUUUUUAACAAUGACAAAGAGGCUGAUAGGUUUUAGUUAAACAGCAUUAAACUACAUGUACAUGUAGUGUGAUUAAAGAGGUGAAAUUCCGUGUUCAUGUACUGCAUUGAGUGCUAUCAUCAUUGAUAUGUAUCAUUUUCCUUUGUUUUUUCUCUUUUAAUUAGAUUAUACUUAGCAUUGAAUGUAAUAAAUGUGGACAUAGGGAUAGUGGUUUGAUAAAACUGCAUUUUUGUUUUUAAUGUAAAUAAUGUAUCGCAAUGACUUUCAUAUUGACACAUUCCUUUAGUGUAAUGACAAUCAAGUCGUUUUGGUUAUCUACCAAAUUAUGUUCAUAUGGAUGAUCAAAUUGAUAUGUAUACUUAGAAUUGAAUAUUUGGUAAUAUGUAAUGCUUGUGUUCUUACAUAUUCUAGAAUAGUACAUUUUAGUAUUAUACAGAUAGUAAGCUUAUUACUGACAGCUGGCUGAAUAUUGAAUGCCAAUAUAAAUGAUAAUCUAGAAUUCAAUUUGAGAUGUCAGUGUUUAUUUCAUUUUCACAUAAAUCUAAUAACUUUUCUUAAUGAAAACUACAAUUUCUUAACCUUAAAGUGCCUUUGAAUACAUAAAACACUGAUUAUGUAUGAUUGUUUUGUAAUAUAUACAUUAUUUCCAAUGUAUGGAGUGAAUUUCCUGUUCCAGGUAAGCUCAAAGAAACUUCAAGAUAUUGCAGAAUACAAGUCAAACAAAAAGUGUAAACAUUUGAUUGUUAACUCAUUUUGACAAAAAAAGGGAUGGGGAGGUGUAGAAAUUUUAUUUUGAAACAGCAAAGAUAAACUAUCAUUGAUGAAGGAGAUGAGUCAAUGAUAUUUGCAUAUAAGUAUUCAUUGGUAUAAAGCCCUAUUUUCAUUGCAGUGAGUAAUGUAAUCUUUUGAAUAUACGAGUAGGGCUAGUCCUGUUAUGUAUAAAGGCUGUGUAAGCAGUGCAAUUUACUAAUGAAACUGAUCUAUACUGAGUAAUUGUAUAUAAUACUGAAAUACUGAUAAGUAUACUUAUCAAUAAACACAUGUAGAUAAAUCCUUUUGAGGCUGUAUGAGGGUUACAUUUCUGAUCCCAGUUUUCAGUAUUUAUUAUUCUACUUCAUUAAUUUUGUUUUGUAUGCUGGAAGUAGUGCGAAUUCAUAGAAACUGCCAUUUCAUACUGCCCUUUAUUAAAUGAAAAUAGUUCUUGUGUAUAUUCCAUAUUCAUGAAAAUUCCUGAAAUAAUAUAAAGUGUACUUACAAAAUGUAAAGUAAAUAUAAUUUACGUUGCUGUGUUUCCAAUUUGGGAUUAAAACAUGACAAAUCAUA